This is a messenger RNA of Glossina fuscipes, 10817 nucleotides long. It is a transcript of the gene bark, whose product is annotated as protein bark beetle. The transcript has 13 exons. NCBI's taxonomy places the organism in Eukaryota, Metazoa, Arthropoda, Insecta, Diptera, Glossinidae. The record is from RefSeq and is a predicted model, not a curated record. Gene Ontology annotation, cellular component: membrane. Bases 1259 to 10654 code for a protein of 3131 amino acids.
ACUACAAUGCUUUCAUUUAUUUUUGCUUAGUUUACAAAAUUUAAAAUUCAUAAACUUUAGAAAAACAAUGGUGUGUUUUAGCAGCUAUUCAUCGCUUUCUUUCAAUUGUAAAAAAAGAGUAAAAAAGCUUCGAAAAUGAAACGAGAUUGUGCAAAGCUCGGAACGAAGAACUGAAAUAUUACGCUUGAUCCCAGUAUCAACUGCCAAAAUUAGGGAUUAGUGGUUGUUUUUUUUUCAGAUAUGCACCUUCCUCUCUUGCUCUCUCUCUCUCUCACUCUCUCUAGACCUUUUAUUGAGGCAUCUCCUGCAAUUCUUUCCCUUUCGGAUAUUGGCCAUUUGCUUCAGAUCUAAUUCUGAAGUGAAAACACUUUGGCCUUUAACGGCAUUGCAUUGUCUUCGUUGAAAAUUCUGUAGGACACAUAACCCUAACGCAAUAACAAACUAUCGAAAGCAAUGAACAAGCUCAGCGUUACACUUAAAUCAAAUUUACAGGUAUUCAGAAAAAUAGGUCAAACUCAGAGCCAUUACCAUAAUCUCUUUUCUUCUCUCAAAGUGUUAGUGAAUUUUUAAAAAUCGCUCUCCUUCAGCUCAUUAAUAUUCCGAAAACAUUUUUACCAUUGCAGCAAACAUACAAAAUAUCUAAACUCAUCUAAUACAUACGAGUUAACUGUUAACACAACACAACAACGAAUUUUAAACCCUUUUAGGGCCCAUAGAGUAAAAGCGACAACGGAAAUAUUCUUUUCUUGCUUUAAAUAAGAAGCGAAACUUUCUGAAGUUCAUUCAUGUUAGUUAGUUAAUAUUGAUUGCCCUUAUUGUUGUUGUCGUAUUGCUAAACAAACGUCGUCGUGCGUGGUUUUUUGUACUUCUCUACAUAUUAUCGCUUUUAUGUCUUGUUAUCGUCAUAACAGUAUACAACUACAAACACACGUCUUGACGAAGCCAAGGAAAUAAUGCAACCAUAAAGUUCUCUAGCGAGUGUUAGUCUCAGUUGUAUCUAACGGUUGUUUGCGUACAGGCGACGAGUUUCUAGUCUUAUAAAAGCUGAUAAGUGACGACAUACAACUGAAAAAAGAAACCAAAAAUAAAAAAAUUUAUGUAUAAAAAUGAAUUUAAAAAUUAUUACAACACCGAUGCCUUCAAUAAGUGCUUUACUUUUACAACUAUGUUUAAUUGAGUAGAAAUUUAAGAAAAAUUUUAGAAAAUAAAGAAAUAUUUUCACGUGCAAAAAUAACCAAAAGUGUUCUUCUAUAACGACAUGACGCCUAAAUGUCUACUUAAGCAACGAUUCCUUAUCCUUAUAUUCGCCUUAAGAUGCAUUUACGGAAAUGCGAAAUCUUAUAACAACAACAAAUUAUAUGAAUCCGUUGACUACUCUGACAGUUUAAAUAAUAUCGACCCAGAUUUUCAUGCCAAUAUGCUGGCGGCAGCAACGACGACAGCAACGAUUUCAACUCAUAACGAUCCACACCGCCCACUACUGCCACAAACAACGCCAUUAUCAUCAUCAUCAACGUCAUCAUCACCAUCAACAUCGUUAUUGUCGUCGCAUUCGGGCACCCUGUUGGAAGGUGGAAGUAUAACCAGCGACCGUAUAUUACGUUACAGUGAAAGUCCUUAUCGGGUUAAUGAACACAUAAUUAUACAAAAGGGUGCCAAACUGACAAUAGAACCGGGUGUAACAAUUGAAUUCGCUCCAAAUGUUGGCAUAACGGUACGCGGUGUACUUCAGGCGGUGGGCUUACCAACGCAACGCAUUACUUUAACUGCUCAAGGUCACAACGAGGAAUUGCCAGAUCAAGAAGAACGCGGCGUGCGUCUGGUGGAUGGACCAACUCCCAUAAAAGGCAGAUUACAAAUUUUCCAUAAGGGCAACUGGAGGGCGGUUUGCACCAAUUCUAGAAAUUGGACGGCGGCUGACUAUAACGUAGCUUGUCGGCAACUAGGUUUCUUAGGCGGCCGUUUCUGGAAUUGGGUAGAGAGAUCUGCUGGCCACGAAGCGCGUUUGCUCUAUGAACAUCCGAACUGUGAAGGUUCUGAAAAAUCCCUUUUGAACUGUCAGUGGUCUACACGUCAACUAGGAUCUGGAGUUUGUGAUUAUCAUAGAGAUAUUGGCAUACAAUGUUUAGCUGUGCACGCUGCACCAUUGUUACAUUGGCGUGGUUUGUAUUUUGAAAAUUCACCGACAAUCCAUUCACUGGCAAAGGAUAAUAUUUUGUACUUGACUAAAUCGAAAUCUACACUCAAAUACGUGGAUAUAAUACGAGCCGGCAAUGGUGAAAAUCAAGCCAUUCAAGCGGCUUUAGAAACCAUUGGCAUACCCCCGAUUACCCAUCAUGUGCAGAUUAGCCAUUCAGCUUAUACCGGCUUUAAUGUCACUAAGCCCUUUAGUGGAUUUUUAUUGCAAAAUGUGACGGUGCGGAAGAGCAAUGGCAUCGGAGUAUUUGUCAAUUCGAGUCAGGGUUAUGUUAAGCUCAGCGGCUGCAAUAUCAUUGACAACGCCGGAGAUGGUAUUAAAUAUGUGACCCACGAUUUAAGGGCGGAGGAACGGACCGAUCGUUCAUCAAUUUACGAGUUUUGUACUCUACCCACUACGUCGGGUCAAACGUAUCCGAUUUCUAUGUCUUUUACACAAAAAUAUUAUGCGGGAUCCGCUAAAGAAUGCGGUAAAUAUUUUUUCACGAAACCUGGUUAUUUGCUCACCGUCCAACUAGAACAAUUUGUACUGCAAACAAACGAAACAGCUUUGGUGGAAAUUUACGAUGGAGCAUCGGCAAAUGAUCAUUUAUUGUUCACUUGGCUGGCACGGAAUUAUACCAGGCCUCAAAGCGUAACCAGUACACGGGAAAAACUCUUUAUCAGAAUCAAGGCUGAAAUGCGCGAGGAAAUCGUGGGGUUUCUCCGAAUCACUUCAGGUGAACACAGCGCUUAUGAUUUCCUAAUCGAGGACUCCACUGUAGAAGACAACGCUGGACGUGGUAUAGCUGUAGAUAGUUUAAGAUCUAGACUGCAUGUACAUAGCUCUUCAGUUUCGGGUAACCAGCAUGUAGCUGGUCUUCAUGUCACUAGCGGAGUAGGCGAUGUUAAUAUCACCGAAAGUAAUAUAAGUUACAAUCGUGGAUCGGGCAUAAAUAUAACUUAUACCGGAGGAAAUCGUAACAUAUCCCGUAGUUUUUUUAACUUCAACAAAGACUACGGUGUAGCUAUAUGGUUAAAUGAAACGAGCGACCCGAAUCGUAAAGAAUACAUUCCAUUUAAUCAGACCACUGUCGUUGAAUACUCUUACCUCAGUUCAAAUGUGGAAAUAGGAAUAUUGCACGGUAAUUUUUGUGGUCCUAUAUGGGUUAAUAUAACGGGUAAUUCUUUCAAUAACUCGUUUGAUAAUGAUAUUCGCAUCGAAAGCUGUUGGCGACCGCUCACCGAAAUUGUUAGCGAGCCUAACCUUCACUUACAAGUUGGACACAACGUGUUCGAGUAUAGUCAGCAAAAUUCUAUUUACCUGAGUCCUGCUUUAAAUCUGCAGGGACGUAUUGAAUUCAAUCAUUUUCAUUACGGAUUUUACGGCUGCAUAUACAUACGUAACGACUUCAUUCAGUCAGAGUUCAAUUUUAUGCCAGUGCGUUUAUUGCUACAAAGUAAUUAUUUUAUUAGAAAUCGUGGCGUGCACGUGGUGUCACUUGGUCUUUCUCCCUACAGCCGUCGAGACUUACAAUCUUUACUGUUCACCCGUAAUUUUAUUCGGGAUAAUAAAAUUACUGAAUUUUUUGGUCCCGUCGUCGAAGGAAGUGAAGGCAAUGAUGGUGCCGGCCGACUUAAUCCUCGUUGUCGGAUAGCUGCUGCGGUAGUGGUCUCUUCCAGUAACGUUGAUAUUUACCGCAAUAUAUUACACAAUCUGGAUUCGACUUAUGAAAUCGGUUCCCAAUUAAGUGAUCAAAGUCAAUCAAUAAAUGCCACCUAUAACUGGUUGGGAUACACUGACGAAACCAAAAUUUAUGGUCGUCUGUUUCAUCGUAACGAUCGUUAUAAUUUGGCAAAAAUCGAAUAUAUUCCUUAUCUAUUACACAAUUCAAAUCCGGGUUCUACCACUGUUAUAUCAAUAUCCACGUUUGUACCUCGCUUUUACACCGAAGGCUCUGCUUAUAUAGGUGGUGAAGUAGAUGGCCAAGAAAUGAUUCCCGUUGGAACUUAUACAGUAAAUAAAGAUAUUAAUAUAAGGCCGGGUGGAAAACUGAUUUUACAACCAGGCGUAACUUUACAGUUUGAGCCAAGUGUCGGUAUGAUGGUUGCCGGAAAAUUGGAAGCACGUGGCAGACGACCUGAUGACAUACUCUUGACACUUAAGCGGAAAACGAUUAUAGCUAUGGAUGUGGACUCUUCAACAAAUCAUGAAAAUAUCGAUAUCGAGGUGCUCGAUAUGGAGACUGAAUCGGUGUCAGUUGUUGAAAAUGGGCCACCUAAAAUUCCAGUUAGAUUGUUAGGCGGGGCAGGGCCUUAUGAAGGUCGUUUGCAAUUGUUUUUAAACGGCCGAUGGGGCACUGUUUGCGAUUACGGUUGGACGGAAGUGAACGCUGCCUUAGUGUGCCAUCACUUGGGCUACACUCUUAAUCCAAAAGAUUGGCGCUUAAUGCGCUCUCAAAUACCUUCAAUGGGCACCACAGAGGAUGUAAUUGUAUCAAACGUUCGUUGCACAGACCACGAUCGCGACAUAACGAAAUGCAAAGCCGAGCAUUUACUGAAAGGAGACUUUGAAAAUUCAUGCACUCACAACAAUGAUGUGGGUAUACGUUGUUACCAAGGCGCUUGGGCUGGAAUACGAUUUAGCAUGUUAGCAGAGCGAGCUGACUUGCAAUAUGUUACUAUAGAGAAAGCGGGAUUGUUUGACUAUACUACCAACUCUUUUAAGCCAGCCUUGCAGAUGGAUUUUGCUCGUCAUAACUUGGAAAAUGUACGCAUUGUCGAUAAUCUGGACGAUGGCCUCGGGGCAAUAUACGCUGACAUUUAUGGUGGCAAAUCGAUAAAUAACAUUAAAAACUCAGAAUUUGUAGGCAAUCGUGGCAGUGGCAUUAGUUUGAAACAAUUGGACUUCAAAAUUCAAGGCAGCAUUAUCAAAAACAAUGGAGAAAGUGGGAUAACUCACGAUCCUGUCGUGCCGGCCAUUGAUCAAUGGGAAAUGGGUGGUUGGUUUAAAAUGGCGGUCGAUUUCAAUCCAUUCGAAAGUAAUUAUGAACCCUACACGUUGCCACAGGAUAGCGGCAAUAUUCAAUUGGGGACGUGGGAAAGUAAAUACAUUAGAACCGAUGCUGUGGUGGGCGAAAAUAUUAAUAGAAAAGUUCACAUACGCUGUCCGGCAGGCUAUGUGUUGGGCAUACAGUUACUGAACCCAAUAGCAAUUCACUCAAGUGAAAGUUUAUUGAUUUGGAAUUCUCCAGUUGAAAAUCAAAGAAUGGAAGCGUGGGAUGUUAAGAGAGAUCUUAAUGCUUUUCCUGCGACCAGUAGCAGCUAUGGGAUUAUAAUACAAUAUGAAAGCGGUUCUAAUGCCUUGGGAGGUAGUGUACUUAUGUUAACUACGGUUACGGCUCCGGUGCAAAAUCUGCGCAACAGAGUAAUACGUGGUCCCGUUCCUUCUCUGCAUAUACGCUCGACAAAAAUACAGAAAAAUCUUAGAGGUAUUACUGCUUACUAUUACAAUCGUUAUCGAGGCGAUAAUGCGGAAUAUUAUCUACGCAAAGCCAAUGAAUCCAUGAAAAUUGUAAAUAGUGAAAUAAGCGGCAAUCGCAUGGAAGCGAUUCUCAUUAAGUCCCCCUUUUGGGAUGUUACUAGCAGCAACCUAUCUGAAAUCACUUUACACGUUAACAGUUCCAUCAUUACUCAAAAUGGUUAUGGCGUAAGGCACAUUUCGAAAGACCUAAGAUCAUCGAAUAAUUUGUUUCAUUAUGUCCUGCAAGAUACUACGGUGGAGGAUAACCGAUAUGGCGGCUUCCAGGUAGCCCUUCCUUACGUCUGGCAAUACAAUGAAAAUUUUACCCAUAGUAUUCAUUUCGGGAACAGCACCUGGCAACGUAAUCGAGAUUUUCAAAUCGACGUCAGCGGUCAUUACGCUGAAUUCAAUAUAACCGCUAACGACUUUAUUAGCAAUCAAAGUCCGCGCAGCCUAAUAUCCGUGAGCGGCAUGGAAAAGAGAAUUAAAUUCAAUUAUAAUCGCUUCGAGCAAAACAAUGCGAAAUUUCUAAUGGAAUUUAAAGCGGAUAGUCUAAGCGAACGUUUAGGCGAAGUGCAGGCUCUAAUAGAAUUUAAUACUUUGAAAAAUAAUAAUAAUUAUGAUUCGCUUCCCCAUAUACCGCAUUUAAUUAGUGCUCGUAAAUUAGCUGCCCCAAAUCGAUCACCAACGGCUGUGAUUCGAAUCGAUGGCAUACAAAAUGUUAAACUUUAUCGUAACUUGAUUAGUCAAAAUUUGUUCAAAUACAAUCUGGUGGCAGGUCUAAAGUCUGCAAAUUUGAAUAAUUUCUGUUAUGCUACGGAAAACUGGUGGGGAACAACGGAUGCGCAGCAGAUCGAAUCGAAGAUAUUUGAUUUUGACAAUUGGAAUGAUCAUGCGGACGUUGUGUAUCAGCCUUUUCUCAUAGAAGAGAGUUUUGAUGCUAGUAUUUCUUUGUUAAGCGAAAACACACAACCUAUGGAUAUAAGAUCCUGGAGGGGAGGACGGGUCUUUAAAGAUUUAGUUUUAAGAAAACGGCCUAAGCCUUAUAUCAUAGAAAACGAUAUAACGGUUAUGCCCGAGGCCACUUUGACCAUACAACAUGGCGUGCAAAUGGAGUUUAAAGCAAGCAUAGGAUUGCUUGUUUUAGGCACACUGAAUGCGAUUGGUUAUCGGGAAUCUCCGAUUAUCAUGAGAGCACACAAAAAUGCUACUCAUGAGCAAUAUUCCGUUAUCAAUAAACGUUCGAUACAAAAUUUCAGUGAUAUUCAAACUUAUGAUUUCAUACGCUUAUGUACGAGUAGUCAAAAUUGCAGUUCUAUCGUGAAUCCGUUGCAUGAAGUUAAUCAAGGCUUUUUAGAAUAUUUUAAUCACACUACUCUACAAUGGAUUCCCAUCUGCGAUAAUCGUUUCACUGAACGUAAUGCGCAAGUAGUUUGCCGUGAACUAGGUUAUGAUCCUCUAAAUGUUUAUUACGCCCAUGAUCGCCGUGUAGAAUUUCAUACAAAUUCUUUGUCUCGAAUAUGGACUUGGGUACAACCGUUGGAGUGUAGAGGCGACGAGACCCGCUUAUCGGAAUGUGAAGAACGUCUAAAUGGUCAAGUGUACGGUCAUCGCCAUGAAUGUUCUUGGGAUGACAUGUUUGUAUUUGUCAGUUGUUCUGGUACACCCGAAGAUGAAGUCUAUUGGGGAGGCGUGCGAUUUGCCAAUUCCGAAUUUGAAGCCAAUCAAUACGAGCACCGUUAUCAUGAUAUCCACACUCACGGGGUACAAAAGAAUAAAGAGAGCCGAUUAGAGUUCGUGAAGAUCGAAGACGCUGGCAUUUUACACAACCAAAAAUCGGCCGCCUUACAAGCGAUUUACAAGACCCCUUCAAUUUUGGCUGCCAUUAUUACUAACUCAGCGAAUCAUGGUGUAAAUUUCAUAGCUCCCAAUGGUGUGAUUAGCUUGAACUACUUGAAUAUAACCCGAACUUUAGGCACUGGCAUUAGUGUACUCUCUUUAACGGGUGAAGGGCGCGAAAGUGACGAAUCUAGUUUCACGCCAUUGAAAAAUUUAGAUAUACCCUAUCAACUAUUCUCUCUGAUUGACAUCUGCGAUCCACAAAAGAAUAUAAUAGUAGAAGAAAGAGUUCUUGUUUACUAUAAAUAUGCAAAUAAUCCAAUAAAUUGUGUCAAAGUUUUCACGGCUGCUUUCCGAGCAAAACCAAUAGGUUUUCGUUUAUUACAAUCCAAUCUAUUCAAUCAUACCAAAUUAUAUGGACGUAUGGACGCUAUAAGACUUUACGAUGGUGAUGUUUAUAACGUGUCAUCAACUUUCUUGGGACAAAUUGAAUCGGAUACUGCCAACCAGAAGUUAUUCUUUAAAACACAAGGGCCAUCCUUAAGUGUUCACCUAACUGCCAGUGGCGCUCCUGAAUAUCAUGGGUUUAUCGCCGAAGUGGUUACGGUACCAAUAUCGACAAUUGGGCAAUAUCGCGACUCUUUGCAUAACAUUUCCUAUACACAUAUCAGCGGAGCUGUUAAGGGUGCUUUCAUGUACGCCUCGGCUGGUGAAGUAACGCCGACUUUGACUUUAACCUCAAAUCGCAUAGAAGACAAUUGCAAGCAAUUGUACGGUAAUUUCUCCACUUGUAGCUCAGCUUUAAACAUCGACGUACAAAACAUGCAUUCAUUUUAUUUUAUGAACAAUUUGGUAACGAAUAACCAAGGCGGUUUAAAAUUGCGAGCUGAUUCUCGCGGUUCGGCUACCUCGCUGCGGGGCUUCAUACACCACAAUCUGAUUUUCAGAAAUCAUAAUCGUCCUGCUAUGUUCCUAGAGGGAAGACAAUCUUCUCCUUACCAAGAGGUAGAAAUAUACCGAAAUUACUUUGCCCAAAAUGAAGCGGGCUACGAAGACGUUAUACGCCUACGACAAGUGGUAUCAAAUUUUAGCUACAACUAUGUCCACAGCAAUACGGGAGGCCGUAUUAUGGAAAUUUCCGGAUUUGAAAAAGUACGGUUACCUAUCUAUCAGAGUACGGUACAUAAUGGAUUUUAUGGUAAUGUAGCUACCAGUUGGUUGGGACGCGCUACAAUAGUUGCUGGGACCGCAGGACAGCAAUAUGUGGAUAAUAUCUUUGAAAAUCCAGAGAAUGAUUAUGAAAUUAUCACCGUUAACAGUUCCAUCUUGAGCUUUGACUAUAGAAACAGUACCAUCGAGUUAUGGCGUUCGAGGAUAGAUGCCCGUCAUAAUUACUGGAGUUAUAAUAACAGUAUUUCGGUACAGUCGCGCAUUAAAGACAAAUCAGACGAUCCUUUAUUGCUUGAGGUUCAGGCAGUUCCAUUUCAAAUGAAUAACCAGUCCAUAUUGGACGGUAAAUGCCCGCCAGGUUGGAGUUUAGUACACGACACCUGUUUCAUUUAUAUGGGAGUGCCUAUGAAUUUCCUCGAAGCUAAAAGCUUUUGCAGAUCGGAAAACUCAUCUAUGCCCUUUAUAAGAACCGACAGUUCUACGUUGUGGGCGUAUUUACAAACCCAAAUGGCUCAUAUGAGAUAUCCGGAAAAAGUUUGGAUUCAAGAUUUCAAUUACAUAGAUCGGUGUACCAGUUUUGCCUAUGCUGAAAUAUUAGUGGAAAAUUGUGACAAUGAAAUGGGUUUUAUAUGCGAAAUAGAUCCCAAAGUUGUUAUUGAUCCUUUAUCGUGGCGUGCUGAUAUCUUUGCCGUAAGCAUUAUAUCGGCAUUUAUUUUGGCUGUCGUCCUCCUAGUAUUAGUAGCCGUUUGCUGGUAUGCCAAAUCAAAGCAUCGUCAUGUACAACGUUUGCAACGACGCAACAGUAUACGACAGAGUCUGCGCAGUUUAAAUAGCAUUGAUGCUCAAGGUUCACUAAGGAGGCGAAAUUUUCAUGUUUCCAGCUCUACGGGCACGCUAACGAAAGCUAUGACCCAAGAUUAUAAUAUUAUGGGAACUGAUGGAUCUUUUGAAUCUAUUGAUAAAAGUGUUUUAAGUUCCGAGGCGAGUUUUGAACCGUAUGAAAAUCAUCGAAAACCAUCAGAGAAAAACGAAUACUAUUCACCUCAAAAGUUAACUAAUAUGAAUGAAUAUGUCACUAGUACUAAGACUGCAUCUACAACAUCGGCUACUCCUCAACGAAUAGCUACAAUUGGUUCAGCUUCCAGAGCGAGCGCUAGUCGUGGGAGGGCAGCUGUUGCUGCCUGGUCUGAGCAUCGUCCUAAUGAAUUUGAAUUGUCUUAUCGCAAUGAAGGCUUCAGAGAUAAUUCCACUUACUCAGGUACUCGCAAUAAUUCAGUGAGCACCAGUAUAGCUGAGGACACGCCAAUUAUACAUCAAACUGAUGUCGAAGAGAGCAGUGGUUCCGAUUAUUAUGGCAAUGCUAGUACAUUGCCUUUACGUCACGAAACCAACGACAGCUUAGCCUUCCUAACCCAACUGAAACGUAAUGUAACACCUGACUCUUUAGGACAGGAUAAGGCUACGACAACAUUUCUUCCCCCAUCUUCGACGGUAAAAAGACCGUCUUUUCUAAGCAAUGAUUCUCAUGCGGAGAGUUUGACUUACGAACAAAAAAUUGAUAAUUUAAAUUUUAGUUCUUUUGCCGAAUUGCGUAGUCAACCCAAUAAAAGUUUACAAAGUGUAGAUAUCCGACGACCCGACUCAUAUUUAACUGCCGUGACGGCUAACCGUCUAUCCGGCCGUCCCUCCAAUCUGUCGCAGAGCAACGCAGCUCAGUUAGAAGCACAAAUAUCUUCUUCUAUAUUUAGUAGAAGACCGAAAACGGUGUAUGAAAAUAGUGAAGGCGGCGACACUGUUACCGCCUUAAAACCUUCUGAACGUCAAUCUACUUAUCAUCAACGAUCACGUUCAGAAGUUUUGUUAGAGACUGAUCUUGAUUUGGAUAAUACCCAACCCAUAGACGCGAAUGGGCGAUGCCAUAGUCAACCCUUAGAGACUUCCAUGUAACAGGUUGUCAGAACAAUGAUAUUUCAUUUUGAAGCGAUGAUCUCUUUUUUGUACGUGUGUUUGACUGCACACAUGGGCAAACGAACGAUUAGUUGUGAAGUCUCUUCAUCAAUGAGAUUAUGUCAAGUCCUUGCAAUCACUUUGCCACUUCUUUGUUUUUUCA